Messenger RNA from Eupeodes corollae, 4062 nucleotides. It is a transcript of the gene bma, whose product is annotated as SCY1-like protein 2. NCBI's taxonomy places the organism in Eukaryota, Metazoa, Arthropoda, Insecta, Diptera, Syrphidae. Gene Ontology annotation, biological process: protein phosphorylation. The transcript has 20 exons. Bases 547 to 3207 code for a protein of 886 amino acids. Gene Ontology annotation, molecular function: protein kinase activity; ATP binding. The record is from RefSeq and is a predicted model, not a curated record.
UGAGAGUGAAUGUGAGUUUUUUUAUCUUUCAUUUUUGUGUAAUAAUAAAUUAUGGAAUCAAGGUGGAAGUUUCGUUGAUUUUAACUUGAAUUUUAUAAAGUGAUUCGUGAACUUGUUGUUUUUUUUGUGUUUAUUCGUUUUAUAUUGGAGUACUUAUGCCUGCACAGCAAUUUUUAAGGAUACCUGCUUGAAAAGAGAAAUUCAUGGAACUUCUCAAUGGUCACCACAAGGAGGAGCCAGGCUUGUGACGAUUUAAAGUGAUAGUCUUGAAGUUUGUUACAAACAACACGAAGACCCCUACAACCAUCAUAUUCGAUUACAUAUUACGAUUUAUUUGAAAUUUAAAAACUCACAUCUUUAGUUCAACAAAAUUGCCCCAAACUGUAUUCCCAUCAAAGUCGGAUAGUACCUCCGUCUUCGUCGUCGUCGUCGCACCAACAACACCAUCGUCGUUACUCUACCAUACAAAUAACGAACACGAACACAAACACAAACACAAAUACAAAUACCGCCGCCGGUAAUAAUACAAAACAAACAGACCUGUUUAUGGGUGCAGUCGGUGAACUUGAGCAAAAGACGAAAACAUUUGAAAGAUACGACAGUGUCGAGGAGAAGACCAGACCCACGGGCUUCACAUCAGUGUUUUCGAAAAUAAUCGAUGGUAUGCCAGCUGCAACGAUGUUCUCGAAAUUCAAGAGUGGCACCACUGGUCCACAGAAUCCCGUCGAUACGAAUCCAAUAAUUCAGUAUUUCGAAAUUGGAAAGCAGACAGCUUGUGCCGGCCCCGAAUUGGCAUGGAAAAUUCAUGAUGCGUAUCGGAAAAGUGAUGGCAAGGAAUGUUCCGUAUUCAUUUUCGAAAAGAAAAUCGCUGAAAAACUUCAUAAACCUAAACGAAAAGAGACAAUCACUGAAAUUCUUCGAUCUUCAGUUAAACAACUCGAACGGUUUCGACAUCCAAAGAUUUUACAAAUACUUCAUACAGUGGAAGAAUGCUCUGAUACAUUGGCAUUUGCAACAGAACCAAUUCUUGCCAGCCUUGCGAAUAUCCUUGCAUAUCAGGAAGCCGGAACUUAUGGACCGGUAACUGGACCCCCAAGUACGGGUGCAUCACAGCCUACAGUGCCAGUGGUUCAGAGACCAGCUCAUGCCCGAGAGUAUAAUUUCUUGGAUAUUGAAUUAAAAUAUGGAAUAUUACAGUUAACAGAAGCUUUAUCAUACCUACACUAUUCUGGUCACGUAGUACACCGGAAUGUGUGUCCUUCGUCCAUUUUGGUUACAAAAAAAGGAACUUGGAAACUAGCUGGACUCGAAUUUAUAGAAAAAGUUAAUGAGACUGAUGUUGCUGACUCAAUUGUUUGUCAACCAUGGAGUUCACGAAUAUCAAAAAUGGCUCAACCCAAUUUGGAUUUUACAGCUCCAGAAAUUCAAGCACAUUCAACGUGUAGCAUAUUAAGUGAUAUGUUUUCACUUGGUAUGGUUGUUUGUACGAUUUUCAAUCAUGGCCGACCACUUAUACAAGCUGGAAACUCUUCGUCGACGUAUUUGAAACAACUAGAAGUGCUGGAUGAUGCCGUUCACAAUAUGUUGCCAAGGGUACCGAUUCCAUUACAAGAGGCCACGUCACGUCUUGUUAGCAAAGAUCCAACAACGAGGCCAACAGCACAACUCCUGCAAUUGAUUAAGUACUUUAAUGAUCCCGCGGUGAAUGCCCUUAAAUUUUUGGACGUGAUUAACAUGAAGGAUCCGACACAAAAGUCACAUUUCUACCGAACGACACUUAAGGAAGUCCUGCAUCUUAUACCGAGGAAAUUAUGGUGGCAGCAUGUGUGGCCUUGUUUGCAACAAGAGAUGCGUACUGCAGAGGUUUUAGCUGCUGUUUUACAACCAGCCUUGGCGCUCGUUCAGGAAUCCACGCCGGAGGAAUACGAAGUCAUAAUUCUACCAACGUUUAGGGUUGUAUUUGCAUCGCCAAAAUCAAUUCAAGCAACUGUAACACUUCUAGAGAACCUACAUGUGAUAUUAGACAAGACUCCAACUGAAGAAAUUAAAAAUGAUGUUCUACCGCUGUUGUUCAAUGCAUUCGAAAGUACAACAAUUCAAGUGCAGAGUGCAGCCCUGGUGGCCGUUACAAAUGUAUAUGAUUGCAUAGAUGAGCUCUCCAUACGACGGAUGGUCUUGCCUAAAGUGAAAAUGGUCUUUGAGAAGAAUCACAACGAUGUCAAAAUUGUUGCCAAUGUUUUGUCCUGCAUAGAAAGGACAUUGGAGAAACUAGAUAAAGCUCAGGUUAUGGAUGAAGUUAUACCAUUGCUGUGGGAUGUUAGACUUUCAGAUCCUGAUAUUAUUCUACGAGUUGUGAACAUCUACAGGAAAAUGUUGUCCGAUAAAAAGUACGGACUGUCAGUCAACAUAAUGGCAACCAGGAUAAUGCCAUCCCUUAUUCCGCACACAGUUAAUCCCUCAUUAAAUCUGGAGCAGUAUACAAUUCUGCUGGAGGUAUUGCAAGAGAUGCUUGACCAUAUCGAUCGACAGCAGCGUAACAAAUUGAAACUGGACAAUUUAUCAAUACCAUCGCCGGAGCGACACCGAACGCUGAGGCAUCAAUUUUCAUCGGAUAACAUGCAUGUGCCACCAUUCAACAUUCCCAAUUUGCGUAUUGAUCAAAGGAAGACCUCCAGUGCCGAGGAUAUGGCGCGAAAGAACUCAACUGGUUCUGGAAUAUUGGGCGGUUGGUGGUUUGGUGGUUCACCUUCAUCGCCUGACAGUAAUUUCCUGCGCGUUUCAAAUGCGUUCCCCAAUCGACGUCUAUCGGACAAUACCCUGAUGACACCAAAAAUACGAAUAGCGCCAUCGUGUGCCUCCUCGCCAGGUGGUACACCCGGAGGUGGCUUACCUAUUCGGCGGCAUUCAAGUAUAGGACCACAGGAGAGACGCGGUUCUGCAAUAAAUCUCUCUCCACCGACUACGUACGGUUUCAGUGCUCGAGGAGGCUCAGGAUCGAGUCUUUCAGUGCCUUCAUCGUCCGUUUAUGUUGGUGGCUCUAUGCCCAACACAUCCAGCAGUGUUCCAUUUUUAUUAUCAUCAAGUAUGCAAUCAAUACGUUCGCGUCGUCCAUCAACAACAUUAUCAUCUGGUCCGCUUGGUUCUGGUUCUGGAUUAUUACAACAACUUGGCUCCGGAAUGUACCAGCUGUUUUCCGGUCGAACUUAAACAAAAUAAAAUAUAUAUAUAUAUCUAUACUCAAACUAACAUGCUGGUUCAACAUAACUAACUAACUAACUAUAUAAACAGUUAAGAAAGUUUAAAAAAAAUAAUUUUUUAAACCAAAAUACAACAAGAACAAGAACAAAAAAAACAUGAAACAAUAUUUGCCGACACUUUCUUUUUUUCAAAAUAUUCUCAAUGUUUUUAUUAUUAAAAUAUAUCAAUACAUAUUUACAUUUAAUAUAAAUACUUCUUAUCUACAAAAAAAAAGAAAACAAAUAAAAUCAACAUAUCUUUGUAUGUUUAAAAAAUAUUUAGCAAAAAUCUCUAUAGACUAUAGCUUUCAAAAAUCAAUCAUCAUAUCACAAAACACUCUUCAUAUAGCCUUUAAAAACUUUAAGUUUAUUUAUUUUGGGUUUUAAUACAAUUUGUUUAUUUAGAAACUAUUGUUUUUAAGUCAUACUAUUUUACAAUUUAGUCGAAGCUCAAGUUUCUAAAACGUUGACAAUUUUUGAGAUUGAAUUUCAAAAUCUUAGCUAGUGUUAGAAUUUUAUUAAUUUAUUACUUUUUGUUCACUUAAUUGUUUGUUAACAUUUAGUUUAAUAACCCUUAAAAAUAUUCCAAUUUUUUUUCAAUUUCAAAUCAGAAAAAAACUAGAUUUUUUUGGAAAACAAGUCAGAGUACUAAAAUUAAUCAGACAGGAAUUAAAGUUAGCCAGAAAGAAAAAUGAAAUAACUCCUUUUUUUUUAAAGAAAUACGAAACUUUGAAUUGUAUAUGCAAUUUCGAAAAGGGCACAUGUAAAAUAUUUAGUGAAAUACAUUUUUUCAUACUAAUGCGACCCUUUUAGAUCGCAAACAGCA